CUGGCUUUUGCCCGGAAGUGGAGACAUUUUCCUUGAAGAGACAUUCUCUUUCUAAUUCGCGGGUCUGAGACAUGUUACAUACCAUCACAGAAGAGGAACUGUCCUUUCACUGCCUUGACUUCUUUUGGUCUUAACCGUCUCCUCUGCACACUUUUGAGACUUUGAGACACUUUGAGACUUUACAGCUACAGCUCUGCUUUGCUUUUGGGCUUCUCCCACCCGGCCCCCAAGUCGUCGCAGCCUUUAGCGUGGCAAUGUCUCAGAAGAUCCCGUCUGAUGGUGCUCAGAAAGGCUUUGCCGUGGGAAGGGGGCUCCUCGCUGCCGCUGAGACGUUGAACUUCAGCAUGAGCGAACACCGUUCUGAUGGCCUGUAUGGGUCCUCUUCACGAUCCUCUUACGGCAUGGCGCCGACGCUGGGUGGUGGGGACAGCAAAGAGCGUGACUCGCAGCUCCCGCGCCACAGCGCCAGUCACCUUAGCAACACCAUGAAGCUCUUUAACAGCCUGGGGCUCUCGCCCACUGAUCUGGACGCUCUGGCCCAGGUCCCGGAGGAAAACAUCAGCGUGGAGACCUUGCCGCAUCUAAUCAUGCAGCUGAAGAGCCGCAAGGCAGAGGCGAGCCGCCGCAGCGGGGGUAACUCCCGGGACUUGCCCUCUCUCUCUCCAGAGCGCUCGUACCGGGGCCCUCGGGGAGACUGGGAGGAUGUGCGUGGGGGCCGUGUAGGCGGAUCUGGUGGGCAGGCCUUGGGCCGUGGCCAACAGGAUGACUAUGAUUACACCUGUGCGCAGGACGGCCCCUCUAGGGGGUACGAUCGCUUGGAGUACGGUGAGAGCAGCGGCGGGAGCGGAAGCAGGGACCGGCCAUAUUCUGAGCUUUCCCGCACCCGCGACCGCUACGGCGGCUUUGGGAUGGGCGCCUCGUCGGCAUCCGACAGCGUCUUUAUGACGAGACGGACUGGCUGCCCUUCCCAGGGUAAAGUGCAGGACUUCUUGGGAGUCAUGCCUCAGAUUUUCCCACAUGUGUGCUCACUUUGUGAUUUUGAUGUGCACUCCACCAUGGAGUGGACUCAGCACACAAAUGGGUUACGUCAUUCGGAGAACCGGAGGCGGCUCCUUCAGGUGUAUCCUGACUGGAGGCCCCAUGAAGAUUCAGACAGAGUCUCUGGGUCGAUCCUGCUGGAAACAACCAACCGUUCAGCUGGUCUCCUGGGACCUGCUCCUGGCAUGCAAGGGCUUCCUACGCGAGGGAUGGCCUCUAACUGGGGUCCUGGAGUGUCAAACCCCUCACAGGGACUUUUAAUGAUGCCAAAGAUAAGGAGCAGAGUUGUAGUGGCAAGGUAUGAGAGAAAACCGCUGACGCUCAACAGUUUGUUGGUCUUGGCUCAGCCAUUCGGAAUUGUAUGUGAACACAUCGUACUCAACAACAAGGCCUUCUUGGAAAUGCAAACUCAUGAGGAGGCGGUCGCAAUGGUGACAUUCUACCAGCGUAAGCCAGCAGUGCUGCACGGCAAGAAGAUCACCUUCUAUCUUUCUCAGGAGCUUUUCGUAAUCGAGAAAGGCCACAGGACUGAGAAAGACACUGGAGAAGGCAGGGACAGCCAAGUGGUGUUCUUCUCCAAUCUGCCAAGGGAACGGGAGAAGAAGAUGGAGCUGCUGACCCUGGCUCGCCAUUUUGGCACUGUUGAAAAACACUUGUUUUUAAACGAAGAGGCAUUCAUACAGCUUGGCACUCCCAAAGAUGCCAGGAUGAUGGUCAAGUACUACACUCUUCACCCACUGACCAUCGAUGGGAGGAGCAUUCAACUGAACAUCUGCGCUAAGUACAAGACCUUAAUAGUGAAUCGGCCCAGGAGCGGUAUUGGAAGACCAGAUUUGACCCGCAAGAGCAGCACCGUGGUGAGCAGGAGCUCCUCGAGGACACAGAGGUCUCCCGCCUCUAGCGACACGGUGUCCAAAGUAGAGGAGGAGACAGCAGUUGAGGAGGAAGAGCUGCAAACAGCAGAUGCCGCUGUGCUCGAGGAGGGCUCUGGGGACGAGGUGGCUGGGGUGAUGGAGGGCGACGAGGAUGAGGCAGGAGACCAGGCAGCGGAGACUAGCGAGCCACACAAAGAGGAGCCAGAGUCCGCUGUUUCGGGCUCCCAGGCCCCCAAAGGCGAGCCUCCAACAGAGACCUCUUUGAGCAGUAGCCAAGCUUGUGACUCUGCUCCCGAGUCUGCUGGAGGCUCUCUCGAGUCGCAGAUCAAGGUGGAGCUUGCAGACAAGCAGAUGGAGAAAAGCAAAAGUGACCUAAAUGAGGACAGCGCCCCUGCUGGCUCCGGGGAGGAGAUCUCUGGUGACAACGUCGAGCUGCUUGCAACAGAGCCCUCUGAAAGCGUGGAGCUCUGCAACGAAGGAGCCUCGGCGGAGCAGGAGGCACCCAUGGAUCAGGACUUCCCAGAGAACAUGGAUGAUUUUGUGACCCUGGAUGAGGUGGCAGAGGAAGAAGACACGGACCGUCUCGACACGCAGUCCAAGUCAGGGGAUCAGACUGGAGGAAACACGGACAAAAGUGGGGGCUUCAGGGUUGUCAAUGUGGUGGGAUUCAAACGAGGGUACAACUUCCUGGAUGAAAUCCUCACGCUUGCCAAGCCCUUUGGGAAAGUGGUUCGGCAUCUAGUACUCGACGUGAGGCCUGAGGCCUUUCUGGAGCUGAGUUCAGAAGAGGAGGCGAGAGCCAUGGUCGAUUUCUACAGUGCCAACGUGACGCCGAUGGUUUGUGGAAAAGCUGUGAAAAUAUACCACUCGCAGACCUACGCUACAAUCCAGAGCGGUCGGGUCAUCUACGUUGGACAGCUUCCCUCUUUCAAAACGUCAGAUGCUUCUCUCCUGAAGAUCGCAGAGCCUUUUGGGAAAGUGAGACGUUAUUUCCUCAACCGGAACCGCUACGAGUGCUUUAUUGAAAUGGAACGAGGAGAAGAUGCUGAAAGAAUGGCCAAUGCCUACAAGGAGAACCCACCGAAAUUCCAAGGCAAACGCUUAACUGUGUACGUCAGCCGCAAGUACAAGCAGCUUAAGCACGGGUAUAGACCUCCUCCUGAGGAGCCUGAGGAGCAGCGGUCCAUAAAGAGGGAGCAUACGGAUGGGGAGGAGGCCACUCAUCACGAGCCCUCCCACAAAGCUAAGGUGAAAAAGGAGGAGGAGCCUCUUGCCAAGAGGCUGUGUGUCCGGGAGGAGAGCGCCCCCGCUCAGGAGCCCGGCUCCUCUGGGGAACAGCAGCCGCAGGAGGAGGGCGGCACUGAGAUCUCCUGCAGUCAGGAGGUUAAGGUGAAUACCGAGGAGUUAGAGGAGAAGAUGGAACAGCCCUCAGAUGCCCCUGGUGCCCAGAAGGACAGGGAAGCGGAGUGUAAGAGCGACGGCGGCGCCGGACCCGCUGCUGCUAACGGACUAAGCGACAAGAGCAGCGAGAAAGAAGGCGCCUCUAGCAUCGGCGCGCAGGCUGAGAAGAGUUCAGCGGCUCCUCUCGGGCCGUACCAGCCCAACAAUCCUGUGGGUGUGGAGUAUAUGAAGAUGGGCUACUACUGCAAAGUCUGCUUCCUCUUCUACUCUAACGAAGAAACGGCCAAGAAGGUCCACUGCAGCAGCCUGUCUCACUAUGAGAAGCUGAAGAAACACCUGGAGAAGGAGAGGACAACCAAAGGCCAGUGAGCGACUGAUGAGUUUCACCAUUGUGACCCCCCCCCCCCCCAGUUGUGUAAACCAAUGCUCACACUGCACUGUCAACUUUCUAGUUGCUUUACAGUCCCUGUGCAGUGAUUGUGAAUGGUAGUGAUGCCACAUGAGAUAUUGUUCAUGUGUUUUAGGGAGAACCUCUUGGGGGAGGCAGGCAGGCAAACACUGAUAGAGAACUUAAGAGAUCCCUGAAUUCUCCUCCCUCUAGGUGUACCAUUUUAUUGUUGUAAGCCUUUUUUUUUUUUUCCUUCACUUAUUUGAUUUUGUCUUGCAACUGUCUGUUUUAAUAUGGCUUCGUUCUUGAAGUUGUUUCUGUUCUCAAUGUGCUGUGUGGGUGACUGAUUCCGACAUUGCGGGGGGGGCUCUAAUUGUCGAUUCCAUUAAAAGUGAACUUUACAAA
Scleropages formosus (Asian bonytongue) is the source of this 4107-nucleotide messenger RNA. Its product is annotated as matrin-3-like. The transcript is spliced from 21 exons. Gene Ontology annotation, cellular component: nucleus. The coding region runs from base 255 to 3683 and encodes 1142 amino acids. Gene Ontology annotation, molecular function: RNA binding; zinc ion binding. The record is from RefSeq and is a predicted model, not a curated record. Lineage: Eukaryota; Metazoa; Chordata; Actinopteri; Osteoglossiformes; Osteoglossidae.